Messenger RNA from Paraphaeosphaeria sporulosa, 2280 nucleotides. Its product is annotated as serine/threonine-protein phosphatase PP-Z. Bases 443 to 2035 code for a protein of 530 amino acids. NCBI's taxonomy places the organism in Eukaryota, Fungi, Ascomycota, Dothideomycetes, Pleosporales, Didymosphaeriaceae. The transcript is spliced from 3 exons. Gene Ontology annotation, molecular function: protein serine/threonine phosphatase activity. Gene Ontology annotation, cellular component: nucleus; cytoplasm. The record is from RefSeq and is a predicted model, not a curated record.
AUGCGUGCUGCCGCUCGUCGAUAACUCCACGUUUCCACUGCACCCGUGCACAUCCAUCGCUCUGGCUCGCCAGCGGGAUACAGACUCGCCCCCCGACGUCCCCUCCCGUCUGCCGACCUGGCACGCCCAGUGUCCUGCCCAGCAGAUCGUGACAGCGCCGACGGAGGCUCGCUUGACUGCCUUUCUCUCACGGCUGUUCAAGCCGCCCUAACGCCGACACAACCCGUGGCCCUCCUUCUGCAGCGACACCUACCGUGUGUCGCGACUGCUGUUUGUAGCAAUAGACACUAGAACUCGCCGUUGGGGACAGCACGCCCACAGCGACUGCCCCGCCCGCACCAAUCCUCGCACCGCCUUCCCCUCCACCCCGCGAACCUCAAUUCGACCGACACAUACACGAACUUCCUGAUUACUCGCUCGCUCCGCAGUUACAACCGCCGCCAUGGGCAACCAGCAGUCCAGCGGCAAGAAGGACAAGGGGGACAAGGGCACCGUGGACGGCGUCUCCCUUGAGCGCGAGAACUACCGCUCAUUCGAGCGAGCAGACACCAGGGAGUCCACCCGCUCCAUUCGUAACUCUAUCAGGUCGAAGAUCCCAGUCGGAAAAUCAGACAGCCCUCGCGGAUCCGUGUCCAACCUGCCCAACGAUGUCAAUGCGAAGCCCGACAAGUCGGAUGCGGCCUCGAUGAAGUCGACCAACAGCAAGGGAGGCAUCAGAUCUCGCCGCGGCUCCACAGCCUCCGCGCAAGAAGCUGCCCUCAACAGCGCCGCCAUGGCCGACAACGUCCCCGAUGACCCAGAGCCGCCUCCAUCACCAGUACAUGGUGCCACCGUAGGAACAGGAACCCACAAGCAUGUCGACGAGGCCCAGAAGACAGGCGAGGUCGACCAGGUAUCCGACGUUGGUCCCACGGGAGUCCCGCUGCCGCUGGCCACAGCUCAGCCAGGCGAGUCUAUCCUGCAAAAGAAGGACCAGCCCAUCCCGCGAGUGGAGCAAGCGCCACCUGCGAACGACGGCGCUGGUUCCCCCAUGGAGAUCAGUGCGCUGAAAGCGAUCGACCUGGACGACAUGAUCCAGCGAUUACUGGAUGCAGGUUAUGCAGGCAAAGUCACCAAGACUGUCUGUCUGAAGAAUGCCGAAAUUAUGGCUAUCUGCUCGGCAGCACGCGAGGUCUUCCUCACCCAGCCCGCCCUUCUCGAGCUCUCCGCGCCUGUGAAGAUCGUUGGGGACGUACAUGGACAAUACACUGAUCUCAUUCGCAUGUUCGAAAUGUGUGGCUUCCCGCCCAACUCGAACUAUCUAUUCUUAGGAGACUACGUCGACCGAGGCAAACAGAGCUUAGAGACGAUCCUACUGUUGUUGUGCUACAAGCUCAAGUUCCCAGAGAACUUCUUCCUUCUGCGGGGCAACCACGAAUGCGCCAACGUCACCCGCGUGUACGGGUUCUACGAUGAGUGUAAGAGGAGAUGUAACAUCAAGGUCUGGAAGGCUUUCGUGGACACGUUCAACACACUUCCGAUCGCUGCGAUUGUUGCGCAGAAGAUCUUCUGCGUGCAUGGUGGACUUUCUCCAAGUUUGUCCCACAUGGACGACAUCCGCCAAAUCGCGCGGCCCACGGACGUUCCUGAUUACGGAUUGCUGAACGACCUGUUGUGGAGUGAUCCUGCCGACAUGGAAAAUGACUGGGAAUCGAAUGAACGAGGUGUUAGUUAUUGUUUUGGAAAGAAGGUCAUCAUGGAGUUCUUGCAACGUCAUGAUUUCGACCUUGUAUGCAGAGCACACAUGGUGGUUGAAGAUGGGUACGAGUUCUUCAACGAUCGCAUCCUGGUGACGGUCUUUUCUGCACCCAAUUACUGUGGCGAAUUCGAUAAUUGGGGCGCUGUGAUGUCAGUUUCGGCGGAACUGCUGUGUAGCUUUGAGCUUCUCAAGCCCCUUGACUCUAGUGCGCUGAAGCAGCAUAUUAAGAAGAGCAGGAACAAGCGGCAGAGCAUGCUGAACUCCCCACCUGCAUCGCAAUAUCCCCAGAGUUACUAAUCGCUCAUCGAUAGGGCAAUAAAUCGAGCGACGUCGAUGUGAGGUGUGCCCAGGCUGUGGCUACUGCAGAAGCAGCAGAAGCAGAAGCGGAUUCGGAUUUGGCACGUCAGCGUCGCUUGGACCUGCAGAGAGAACGCAAAAGAUUGAAGAGAAUGAACCGACACGUCUCGCUGAAACGUACCCCGAGCCAUGUCGAAGAGCGAAAAAUUAUGAAAGCACUGGAAAGGGUUUUGGCUGAUCAAUCC